Cryphonectria parasitica EP155 is the source of this 156-nucleotide messenger RNA. RefSeq lists its product as uncharacterized. Gene Ontology annotation, molecular function: structural constituent of ribosome. The transcript is spliced from 2 exons. Lineage: Eukaryota; Fungi; Ascomycota; Sordariomycetes; Diaporthales; Cryphonectriaceae. Gene Ontology annotation, biological process: translation. The record is from RefSeq and is a predicted model, not a curated record. Gene Ontology annotation, cellular component: ribosome; mitochondrion. The annotation marks the transcript as partial.
GCAAAAUCUCGCAUCGUCUCGGUGCGCCUCAUCUCCAUGGCCAUGACGGGCUUUUUCUACCAGUUCCGGCGUCCGCGUACCUCGCCGCCAAUGAGCAUGCUCAAAUACGACCCCGUCGUACGCAGGAAAGUGCUCUUCCUGGAAGCGAAACGACGA